Procambarus clarkii (red swamp crayfish) is the source of this 1266-nucleotide messenger RNA. NCBI's taxonomy places the organism in Eukaryota, Metazoa, Arthropoda, Malacostraca, Decapoda, Cambaridae. The record is from RefSeq and is a predicted model, not a curated record.
AUGCUCUUAUGCUGUGAUAUACAAACACAUUCCUGUGGCAAAUGUCUGCGGACUAAUAGUGUUGUGUAUGAGGUGGAGUACGAGAUGAAGGAGGUGAUCCCUGUGGCCAUAGUGACAGCUCGCCGGCUGCCCCACGUCCUGCGUCAGGUGGGGCAGGUGUGGGCCAGCCCCGGCGGCACCAACACACCCAUCACCAUCUUUGUCGACGGCCACAACCCCGAGGCCCAGGCGCUGGCUGCCCUCCUCCACCUCCCUCUAGUCCAACACUACGCUGCCGUCCCCAGAGGUUCGACAAAUCGAAUCAGUUAUCAUGUAAGAUUUGUCUUAACGAAGGUGUUUGAGCUCUACCCUGAGGUCGACAAGGCUAUCAUCCUCGAGGACGACCUCGAUCUCUCUCCGGAUUUCAUUCCGUACUUCCACCAAACAGCUCAACUGCUCACAUUAGACCCAAAAUUACUGUGUGUCAGCGCCUAUUACAGCAACGCCUUCAACCACACGGCCCUCGACCCCACGCGUCUCUACAGGGUCCACGGAGCCCCUGCCUAUGGCUGGAUGGUCAGGAGAAAAGUGGCAAAUGAAAUGAUCAACAACUGGGUUCCUAUGAACAAGAGUGCGGACUGGGACCUGUGGGUGCGAAUAAGUGUGAUGGGUGAUCGGGACAUCCUGGUGCCGGAGAUCCCACGCACCAAGCACCGUGGGGGAGGGGGAGUCCACGUCACCGGUAUAGAACAAGAGCAGUACUACAACCAGCGGCCCCUCAACGCUCUCCUCAACGUCACCCUCGACCUCCAUGGGGCAGAGCUGGACAACUACCUCAAGUUGCACACAAGCAACAUCCGUACAGGACAUGUGGUGCACUUCAGUAAGCACCCGUGUGUGGAGCUGCCCAUACCCCGGCACCAGAUGAACCAGAGUUACGUGGUGUAUGUGAACACGCCAUUGGGGGUGGGAUUCUAUGCGGCCUACGUAGUUGUCGCCAAGUGUCUGGGGCUAGACGAUCAUAACUUCAUCGAUAACCUGAAGAUGAUGUCCACAACUUCCUUCUACGGUAACCAGCUCUACGUCAUCGGCUGUCCCACCUCCCCCUUCUGCAUGACUACGAGGGCAGAACACAUCUACAGCGUGACUCUGAAGGAUAUAGAUUACGCUAUCUCGCAUCCCUUCAGGAAGAUAACCAUGAUCGGGCAUGAGGCUGUAAGGAAACCAACAAUCUCAUUAUCAGAGGAGCUAAUUCUCAAAAGCCGCGCCCAUUACUACUUUGAAUAA